Molecule: messenger RNA, 315 nt
Organism: Ambispora gerdemannii
Lineage: Eukaryota; Fungi; Glomeromycota; Glomeromycetes; Archaeosporales; Ambisporaceae
Source: the annotation of a GenBank genome assembly
GAAUAGGAUUGGAUAAAAUUGGAUUAGUCUUGUAUAGUGCUGAUGCUAUUUCUAGGCUAACUGAUAUACAAGUUCAAAAUAUAAUAAAAUUUUAUACUGAUGAACUAGUCAAAUCUCAGAGAAGCAGGCAUAGUGAAAAAUUAAUCAGCAAAAUAAGUGUAUUAGAUGAUUCUUCAGACUUUAACUCAGAAUUUUCCGAUAGUGAUGAAAAUUCUCAUGAUGAAAUAAACAAGGAAGUUAAGGCUUUAUUGGAAAUCAAGAUAAAUGCAUUAUCUGAAAAGUCAAACAAUUUGACUUAUAAUCAUGCUUAUUUCU